Messenger RNA from Aspergillus terreus NIH2624, 915 nucleotides. RefSeq lists its product as uncharacterized. NCBI's taxonomy places the organism in Eukaryota, Fungi, Ascomycota, Eurotiomycetes, Eurotiales, Aspergillaceae. The transcript has a single exon. The record is from RefSeq and is a predicted model, not a curated record. The coding region runs from base 1 to 915 and encodes 304 amino acids.
AUGGGCCGGGAUUUCAACCAGCCCUCUCUCCUCCUUAAUCUUCCACUGCAUAGACCUCAAGAGAUGGUAUACUACCGUGAGGACGGGCAUUUUGACCCCCCGAGCGGUUCCCUCGCGCAGUGGCUCACCAACAAUAUUCUCAAACUCGGUAAACCGUCUCUGUACGAGGACCACGUUAGCACAGGUUCUCAGAGUCUGCGAGGGAACAAAAUCCCCGGGGCAGCUCACAUUACGGAUAUCAACCUGCAUGCUGGGCGGGUUAUACAUAGUGACAGGAUCGAGGGCGAUCAUAAAAUCCACCAGCUCCGCCGGCAGCUCAUGUCCACAAGCCUUUGCAGCCGCGCGAAUCUCCUCCAUCGCCGGCCGCACCAGAUUCUCCACAGCCCCGUCGGCGAUCUGCAUCCGCCCCGUGUCGAGGUCCGUAAUGGCGCAGAGCGAAUUCAAACACGCAUUGUAGAGCAGCUUGCGCCAGCGGGUGAACCCGACGUCUGGCUGGUGCUCGCACACGCACUUGCCCCCCGCGGCGUAGAUAUCGCAAAAUUCCCGCGCUUCGCGGUCCUCAACGGCCGGAUCGAGGUGAGGGUUGCGAAAGGCGCCGACGAACAGCUUGUCGCCGUCUUCGUGGAGGAUCUCGGCGGGAGAGAGCUGGUGGCUGCCGCAGAAGCUGGUGCCCGAGAGGAUGACGUUCUGGGGGAAUGCGACCAGCAGCGGCUUGUCGAUGUUGAGGCCGUUCUGGAUCAGCACGAUCACGGUGUAUCCCGGGGUGAUGGCUGGCCGGAUCAGUUCUGCGACGGUGGGGGGGAUGUCGGCGUAGUUCUUGGUGGUACAGAGGACGUAUUUGUAUGGUUGGAUGUUGUCUUUUGCGACGUCGGGGAUGUGCUUGAGGACUGGGAGUCGGGUUAUUUAUGGUCAUGA